Molecule: messenger RNA, 4906 nt
Organism: Megalobrama amblycephala (Wuchang bream)
Lineage: Eukaryota; Metazoa; Chordata; Actinopteri; Cypriniformes; Xenocyprididae
Gene: bnc1
Product: basonuclin 1
Exons: 5
Coding region: 486-3158 (890 amino acids)
Biological process (GO): regulation of transcription by RNA polymerase I
Cellular component (GO): nucleus
Source: RefSeq, a predicted model, not a curated record
CUCUCCUGACUGCAUUAGGAGCCUCCAGCCUUUGUGAUUCCUUUUGAUCAAAUCUCUGUGAGAGACGCGUGUCAUGCCCUCUUCCAGCCAGCUGUGAGGGGACUGGCCCGCCACCCAGUGGGGGAGGUGUGUGUGUGUGUGUGUGUGUGUAUGUGUGUGUGUGUGUGUGUGUGAGUGAGAGAGAGAGAGAGAUCUCCUAAGGUGAGAGGCAGAGAGUACGGCGGGUAGGAGGGUCUCAUUCCACUCCCCAGCGCCCAGUUCCUGCACACACUCAUCCUGGACGCUUUAGAGCCGCUCACACACUCACACGGGCCUGUGGACGAGCGGCGCGUUUGUCGAUUGCAGGAGAAAGUGUGUGUUGUGUGGGUGAGUGUGACUGAACUGUGAGUGAUGGAUCUCUCGCAGUAGAACGUAGAACUUGUACAGACAGGAGCUGCUGGAAUGGCAAACUGCUCAGAAACACUGGAAACUUCAGUCUGAUCAAAAUGUCUGAGGCUAUUUGCUGCACGGUGGUGAACUGCAACUGUGACAGUUUCAAACCUGGUAAACUGAGGCGGCGACUCUGUGAACACUGUAGGCACGGCUGGGUCGCCCAUGCUCUCAGUAAGCUGAAGGUCCAUCACAUGUACCAAGGAAGCCAGGUGGAGAUUGUUCACUCCAAUGUGGUGUUUGAUAUCUGUAGUCUGAUGCUUUAUGGGACGCAGGCAAUUCCAGUGCGUCUCAAGAUCCUGCUGGACCGACUCUUCAGCGUCCUUAAGCAGGAGGAGGUUAUUCAGAUCCUAAAUGCACUGGACUGGACUCUCCAGGACUACAUCCGUGGUUAUGUCCUGCAGGAUGUGGCCGGUAAGGUUUUGGACCGCUGGGCCAUAAUGACCUUUGAAGAGGAGAUCGUAACGUUGCAGCAAUUCCUGCGUUUUGGAGAGACCAAGUCCAUCGUGGAGCUCAUGGCCCUGCAGGAUAAGGAGGGACAGGCUGUUGUUGUUCCGACCCCUAGGACCAAUUCUGACAUCCGCAGCUUCAUUGAAAGCAGUACACAGCGCUCUGUGCGGCCGCCCGCUAAAGCAGAAGCACCCAGUUGUAGUAACGGACACCAUUUUGAGACGCUAGUGAACAGUAUGGCUCUCAUGCUGCCACUGCAACUGCUGAAUUCUGUUCCACCAUUGCUGAGCUCCAGUACUGAGUCCAGCCACCAGGAGGCACAAAUGAGACACGAGACAUCAGAACUAGGUCUUGACAACACUGCUCCGUUCGACACGGGCCCUGUGAGAGCAGAGGUGCUGCUGGACACACAGUCUCCAAAGAUGGAGUCGGAAGAGUUUAAUGUGAGUGAAAACUCUUCUCCCUCCACGCCUUGUACGUCCUCCAUCACUUCUGAAAUCACACACAUGUCACCCGAGAACAAGAUGCGGUGUGCAGAGAAGAGCGGAUCCUUGAAGAAGGGCCGUGUGUUCUGCAGUGCCUGUGAGAAGACCUUCUAUGAUAAGGGCACGCUGAAGAUACACUAUAAUGCCGUUCAUCUGAAGAUCAAACACAAGUGCACCAUUGAGGGCUGCAACAUGGUGUUCAGCUCUUUACGCAGUCGAAACAGGCACAGUGCGAAUCCGAACCCACGGCUGCACAUGCCAAUGAACCGCAAUAAUCGCGACAAGGACCUGCGGGGCGGUCUGAGCCCAAGGCAGGAGGACGAGGCCGAGGGUGAGAAGAGAGAGUUCGCCUCCAUCCCAGAGAGCAGGACUGUCUCAAGUUUCAUCAUCCGCAACUCUGAGCCCAAACUACACGGCUCUUUAUCCGGCAUGAGCCAGAGCGGAAUCCUCUUUCCCAACCUAAAGACUGUGCAGCCCGUGCUUCCCUUUUACCGAAGCCUGGUGACCCCAGCCGAGCUGGCUCAUACGCCGGGCAGCUUGCCCUCCCUCCCGCUGCUGUCCUCCUCUGUGCCCGUCAGCACCAGUCACGUGCAGACCGACACGGAGCCGGUGCCCAAGAAGAAGUCUCGGAAGUCCAGCAUGCCCAUCAAAAUCGAGAAGGAUGAGCUGGCAGCAGAGGGCAUGUCCGAGGAGGAGACUCCGCCCCUCAGCCCCUGUACAGACACAGAAAAGUGUGACAUCAGCAGCAUGGGGCGUGAACCUGUGGACUGUGAUGUUCUUCUCCGAUCCACCCCCAACUCCCAGGACACAGAAUGGGACAAAAUGACUCAGGAGGACAGUCGUAUCAUCUCACCGUCUUCUCCUUCUCUCUUUCACACUAAACGGAAUGAUGAGAAAGAAAGGGAGUCCUCAAAAUGUGAAGAACCAACAUGCAGUUCACGGCCAGACCAACCCUGCAGCCACCGACCGGCCCAUUUCACACACAGCAGUGAAAACUGUGCAGACGGCUGCAGUGACCCAGAGACCAUAUGUACAGAUGAUAAGGAAGAGCAGUCGCACCCUUGUGAGAUCUGCAGCAAGACAUUUAAAAACCCUUACAGUGUCAAAAUGCAUUAUCGAAACGUGCACUUAAAGGAGAUGCACAUGUGCACAGUGGAUGGCUGCAAUGCUGCUUUUCCUUCCCGUCGCAGCAGAGACCGACACAGUGCAAACCUGAAUCUGCACCACAGGCUGUUGACCAAAGAUCAUUCAGGAACAUCUUCUCUCCGCAGAGAGCAUCCAGAUCUCCCUCACAAAGAGCCCCUCAGUCAGAUGUCUGUCAUCCUCAAAGGGAGUCACCGUACAGGCCUCGUCUUCCCCAUGAGUAAAUCACUGGAAAGAGCAACUGAGCCAGUAGAGGGUGCUGCAGAGAAUGAAGCUGUAUUGGACCUGAGCACCAGAGGAAGCGCCCACUCAUCCUGGGACUCAGACAUGGGCAGUGAGGAAGGGCUCCCUCUAGAGGACAGCGACGAGAGCUGCGACGGGCUGAGUGUCGGAGGGGCCGCGUCUCCACCUUGCCUCAGCCAGCAGUCCCACAGCUUAUCACCCAUCACUUGCCAUCUCUGUCAGAAAGUUUACAGCAACAAAGGCACAUUCAGGGCUCAUUACAAAACAGUGCACCUUCGCCUCCUUCACAAGUGCAAAGUUCCAGGGUGUGACACUACAUUCUCCUCUGUUCGGAGCCGCAACCGACACAGUCAGAAUCCAAAUCUACACCGUAACCUUACGAUGAAUACCUCCCUCAGUCAGGAGUAGGACACACACACACACACACACACACAGAGCCAUAUUCUCCUAAAUAUACAUACUCAGAGAUUCACUCUUAACAAUUUGGGUUCAUAAGCACUCUGGUCAUUGUACUGUACAAUCAAGCACAACUGGAAGGACAAUCAUAUUUAUAAUAAACCCUGAUGUCUUUUACCUUUUUAUUGUUAAGAUAUGUUUUCAUCUCUACCGUAAUAUCUACUUGAGGAUCUUUACUUAUAUUUAUUGAUUUUUUUGAGAGUAGGACAGAAAGACAUAUGCCUAAAAUGACUGAAGAAAUGACAAAGCAAAAGACUGAAGAGACAGUGAUGCUCGCCAACACACAGGAAAGCACAUGCAAAAUCAUUUUAAUCACCUUUAGAGAUCCUUAAAAACAAUUAGUGCUGUUAUACAGUAUGUUUAGUCCCUCAUUUUUUAUCCAAAGCUACAUAAAAAUGAUGUUGUGUUUUUUUCUUCUCUGCACUUAUCCACUGAGGGGACACAUUUCUCCUCAUCAUGAGACUGGGACAGAACAUUGAUACAGCACGACUACAGCAGAUUAGAGAAAGAGCGAGCGAGCACUAUCGAGUACUGGCGAGAGAGUGAUUAGAAGCCUGAGCUGUUUGAAGGUGCAGGACUCGCAUGUGCUGCAGGCAGUUUUCUGGUAAUACAUUUGUGUUUGCUUGCUGUUCAGAUUUGUUUUUAUUACAAAAGAUUUAGUGAAGUUGAUAGAUUGUGUUGCCAUUUCAAUCAAUAUGCUCUUUAAAGAGACUGUUGUGUUCUUGUUGAGUAAGUUAUUGUAUGUAUGUUUUAUUUUAGGGGCCAAGCACCUGCAGUGUUUGUUCGUUUUCUUCUCAUGUCAUGGGAGUCUGUGACGUCCCUAGAGCACAUUUGGGGUCUAUCACUUAAACUCUAUACCACAAAAAAGUUCAAAUUCUCACUUUUCUUUUGCCUUUAACUAUUCAACCAUGCGGCUUAGCUACAUAAUUCUUUGUGAUGAAAUGCAUUAUUUCGGCAGGACUGGCUUUGUGUUCUCACUCUAUUCUUGUUGUGAAAUUUGAAGAAAUCAGUGAAAUCUGUCUUACUGUUAUUUCAGUCUGAAUCCUUGCUGUCACAGUCAUUUUUACAAUUGUUACAUUAAAUAAUGCUAUAUCCUAUUAAAUUGACUUGUAACUCCCGCUGUCGUGCUUGGCCCCUUAAUUGCUGCUUGCAGCUAUAUUUGCUAUAGUUGUUAUUCUUGUGGAAACCAAAGAUUCUUGAGCAACAGAAGAGUAAAACUGCUCACAUGGACACACCAGGGUCCUUGUAAAUGCUGAAACACAGGUUGUCCUAAAAGCCUGAAGAUUCAGUUUUGUAAUACAUUUGCAUCAGUUUAACAAGAUGUUGCUUUAUAAUGAGCAUGAGGAAUUAGUAAAGUCACAGGAUCAUACUAGUGAAGGGUUAGGCUGAGGUCAGCAAAUGAAGAUUUUCUGAUGCUAAUACAUCUGUUUGUGAAUCAGAGCUCAACAAAAUGACUCUUACAAUGGUAGAGCGAGAAGACUCCCACAAACACACACAAACCUGUGGACAUUUAUUCCUCUAACUUUUAACUUUGCUUUAUAUGUACAAUCUUUUGUAACCACCCCCCACUACCACCAAAAGUGUAUGGUGAGAUGUGAUAAGCAGGGUUAUCAGGAUUAUGACACCAAUCUAAUGCUAACCCACAGUCAUUUAUUUGUGUUCCAUCAUUUUUGUUUGCGUUAAUAAACAAUCUAAAAAUA